Molecule: messenger RNA, 948 nt
Organism: Diaporthe batatas
Lineage: Eukaryota; Fungi; Ascomycota; Sordariomycetes; Diaporthales; Diaporthaceae
Exons: 3
Coding region: 1-948 (315 amino acids)
Source: RefSeq, a predicted model, not a curated record
AUGAGUUGGUACGAUCAGUUGGUUGGAUUAUUCGUGUUCUUCACCAUACUCAACACGAUCACUGUUGGUCUCCGCCUUCUUGUACGCACCAGACUUAUUAAAGGAUCAUUUGGCUGGGAUGAUACUGCCCUUGUCUUCACAUACUACUAUUACGCAAUGUGUAUUGUUUGCUUUAUAAUUUCCGGGACGGUUAAAAUCAGCGUUGCUUUCGUUCUCUAUCGCCUCACUAACAACGGUAGCCCACUCAUCCGUGCUGUUAUUAUUUUUGACAUCUCAACAUGCUGGGUUUGGACCAUUUUCACUACGGCCUUGACUUCCCUUAGCUGUAUGAAAAUGGGCCCCUAUUAUGGUGCUAUUGACAAAUUAACGUGCACUAAUGUUGCCUACUCACGAGAAAGUCUUUAUGUUAUCUAUGAUGUUUUUCAUAUUAUUUUACCGGUCUUCAUCCUUUGGAAUGUCCAAAUUGGCAAGGGUCUGAAGUGGAGUGUUCUUGGUUUGUUUAGCCUCGGGGUUCUCGCCACUAUCGCUGCUGCUAUGAAACUCAAACUUCUUUACGACGGCUCUCAGCCUCAUAGCAGCGUCGAUCCGAUUGCUCAAGGGUACAAGGCUAUGAUAUGGUCUAUUGUCGAGCACGGACUUUCUAUUUUUGCUAGCUCUGUCCUUGCCCUCCGCCCCCUCAUACGGUGGGUCUCCAGUGGAUGGGCGACCCUCUCGAGUACCCUCUAUGGCAGCUCGAGCGGCAGCGCCAAGCCCUCUGUCCAGAACAGUUCAAGGCAUAUACUACAGGAGCCACACUGGUCCAGAGCAACUGAAACAAAUGAGCUGAGCAGCAUCGGUGUACGGAAUGAGGUCUCUAUUCGAACCGAACACACUACUGAGUGUCCAUACCAUCUUCAAACGCCACUCUAUCUUGCAGAGGCAUAUGGUAUUUGCUCCAAAAGCCACUAA